This is a messenger RNA of Phaedon cochleariae (mustard beetle), 870 nucleotides long. NCBI's taxonomy places the organism in Eukaryota, Metazoa, Arthropoda, Insecta, Coleoptera, Chrysomelidae. The record is from the annotation of a GenBank genome assembly.
AUGUACGCGUGCAAGAAGCUGGAGAAGAAGCGCAUCAAGAAGCGCAAGGGCGAGCCGAUGGUGCUCAUCGAGAAGCAGAUCUUGCAGAAGAUCAACUCGCGCUUCGUGGUGAACCUAGCGUACGCCUACGAGACCAAGGACGCCCUCUGUCUGGUACUAACGAUCAUGAACGGCGGCGAUCUCAAGUUCCACAUCUACAACAUGGGCGGCGAACCCGGUUUGGACCUGGUGCGGGCAAGCCCCGACUGGUUCAGCUUCGGCUGCCUCCUCUACGAGAUGAUCGAGGGCCAGGCCCCAUUCCGCGCUCGGAAGGAGAAGGUGAAGCGCGAAGAGGUGGACAGACGCGUCAAGGCGGACCAGGAGCGCUACUCGAGCAAGUUCGGCGAGGAGGCGAAGGCGCUGUGUCAGCAGCUGCUGGCGAAGCGGCCGCAGCUGCGGCUGGGCGGGCAGGCGGGCCGUAGUGGGGCGGCCGCGCCCCACGCAGUGUACGCGAAGGACGUGCUCGACAUCGAACAAUUCUCGACGGUGAAAGGUGUGAACAUAGACGAGAGUGACGUGACGUUCUACACCAAGUUCAACACGGGGUGCGUGUCGAUACCGUGGCAGACGGAGAUGAUCGAGACGGACUGCUUCCGGCAGCUGAACUCGUUCGGCCCGAAUUACUCCAGGACGCCCGAUCUGGUGCUGCAGCCGACCGAUCCCGAUCAGCCCCAGCCUGCUCAGCAAAGUGACGACGUCCACGGAGAGAUGAUGCCCGCGAAUCGCCCCCGCGUUCUUCUGUCCGCAAUGCGUCGCGGCCCGAGCCCGUCUUUCCCCGCCUCGCGAAUGAGGAAGGCCCGUCGCUGCUCGGAAAACUCGAACGAAAAGUAA